AUGUCUCAGUUUUCGGCACGCGUAGCACUUGAUCUCCUUUGCUCGACACUCCUUGUAAUGCUUAAGUCCAAAUACCGCUCCACAAUUGUAACACCGUCGUGCAACUGCAUUUACUGCUCUCUAUUCAGCUACUGUUUCUUUGCCUCCACAAAUACUUUGGCAAUAAUUCACGCUUUCUUGCAACAACACGGGUGGAUUAGUGAGCAAAACUGGGAUAACAUAACUGAGCUGGAUAAAGUUCCUGGAUUUCACGGUAUCAUUGACUCCUUCGAACAAAAUUUUAAAUCCUGGAAUGCUUGGUAUGCAACUACAUUUCCAGAACAGGAGGAUCUUAUUGGGGAAUGGAAUGACAAGCUAACAGACUUUCAGAAAAUAUGCGUCGUCCGUUCUCUACGGCCUGAUCGUAUAUCAUUCUGUAUGACACAAUUUAUAAUAAGCAAGUUGGGUCCAAGAUAUGUUGAGCCCCCGGUACUCGAUCUUAAGGCAACAUUUGAGGAGUCUAUUUCGCAAACGCCUUUAAUAUUUGUCCUUUCUCCCGGUGUAGAUCCGGCGCAAUCUCUUAUUUCUCUUUCAGAAACGGUUAAAAUGUCACAGCCUGGUGUGAACUAUGGUGGACAUGUGACUGAUGAUUGGGAUCGUCGGUUGCUUACCACAUACAUUAACCAGUUCUAUUGUGAUCAAGCAUUGCACACUCGAAAAUUUCGUUUUUCUAGUUUGACAAACUACUUCAUACCUGAUGAUGGAGAUUUACAGUCUUAUAUAGACCAAAUUCAAAUGCUGCCAAAUUUCGACAAACCAGAAGCUUUUGGCCAACAUCCAAAUGCUGACAUAGCAUCCCUCAUAGGAGAAACGCGGAUGCUCUUCGAGACCCUGCUUUCCAUGCAAGCGCAAACUUCGAGUGGUGGAACCGCUGAGAAUGCCGAAGCGAAGGUUUUGGACUUAGCCAAAGAUAUCAUGUUGGGUAUGCCUGAUGAGAUUAAUUACGAACAAACAGCUAAAAUUAUCGGAAUCAACCGUACACCAUUGGAAGUAGUUUUGUUGCAGGAGAUUGAACGCUAUAAUGCUCUUAUAGAUAACAUGCGUGCACACUUAAUCGAUUUAAGACGUGGAAUACAGGGUCUUGUAGUUAUGAGUUCUGACUUGGAAGAAAUUUACUUGGCCGUGUAUGAAGGUCGCGUACCUUUACAAUGGCUGAAAUCUUAUAAUUCUCUUAAGCCAUUAGCAGCUUGGGCACGUGAUCUUAAUUUACGAGUAGGACACUUUAAUAUCUGGGCUAAAACACUACGUCCUCCCAGUCUAUUUUGGUUAGCAGCAUAUACAUUUCCCACUGGCUUUCUUACGGCAGUUCUGCAAACUGCAGCUCGCACAACAAAGACUCCUAUCGAUGAACUCUCUUGGGAAUUUUAUGUAUUUAUCGAAGAAGACGCUGCUGCCGCUCGUAUUAUACGCGAAGGUGGUGGCGUCUAUAUACGUAAUUUAUUUCUAGAGGGAGCUGGCUGGUUACGUAAAAAUCAAUGUUUGCAAGAUCCGUUGCCCAUGGAAUUAAUUUGUCCAUUGCCAGUAAUACAUUUCAAACCAGUAGAUAAUUUAAAAAAACGAAUACGAGGCGUAUAUCAGUGUCCUGCAUACUACUAUCCGGUACGGUCGGGAUCAUUUAUCAUAGCAAUAGAUUUAAGGUCAGGAACUGAAAAGGCAGAUUAUUGGAUAAAGCGAGGAACGGCGAUUUUAUUAAGCUUACCAGCUUAA
Molecule: messenger RNA, 1746 nt
Organism: Scaptodrosophila lebanonensis
Lineage: Eukaryota; Metazoa; Arthropoda; Insecta; Diptera; Drosophilidae
Product: dynein heavy chain 2, axonemal-like
Exons: 6
Coding region: 1-1746 (581 amino acids)
Biological process (GO): microtubule-based movement
Cellular component (GO): dynein complex
Molecular function (GO): minus-end-directed microtubule motor activity; dynein light intermediate chain binding; dynein intermediate chain binding
Source: RefSeq, a predicted model, not a curated record